This is a messenger RNA of Scomber japonicus (chub mackerel), 951 nucleotides long. Its product is annotated as homeobox protein CDX-1-like. Gene Ontology annotation, molecular function: RNA polymerase II transcription regulatory region sequence-specific DNA binding; DNA-binding transcription factor activity, RNA polymerase II-specific. The transcript is spliced from 3 exons. Gene Ontology annotation, biological process: anterior/posterior axis specification; animal organ morphogenesis; cell differentiation. The record is from RefSeq and is a predicted model, not a curated record. Bases 43 to 951 code for a protein of 302 amino acids. Gene Ontology annotation, cellular component: nucleus. Lineage: Eukaryota; Metazoa; Chordata; Actinopteri; Scombriformes; Scombridae.
CUGGAUCCGCAGUAUGCAGAGGGAAUCCCCUCACCUGGAAAGAUGUACGUAGGUUACCUGCUGGAUAAAGACCCCGCCAUGUACCCGCACCAGAACCCGGUGAGAGGCCACCCGGGACUCAGCCUCAGCCAGCAGAACUUCCCGGUACCGGGCCCGCCGCAGUACCCUGACUUCGGCUACCAUCAUCACCACCACGACCCGCACAGCGCGCAGCAGAGCGGGCCCGGAGCCGGCGGCUGGAGCCCCGCGUACCCGCCUCCGCCUCCUCCUCAUCCUCCUCCCGCCGCCCGGGAUGAGUGGUCGUCCCAUCAUUACGCAGCAGCUGCAGCCGUGGCCGCAGCGGGAGGAGGGGGGGGUAUCACCGGGUCCAGCGGGGGUGUGGGUGCCACCUUGGGGUUCAGCCCACCGGAUUUCCCCGGGCAGCCACCGGCUCUUCUAUCCGCGUCCCUGAACGCACCGGUGGGGCAGCUGUCCCCCGGAUCCCCGCAGAGGAGGAACCCGUAUGAGUGGAUCAGACGCACCUCUGCGCCCCCCACCAACCCAAACGGAAAGACGCGGACUAAAGACAAGUACCGGGUGGUCUACACUGACCACCAGCGUCUGGAGCUGGAGAAAGAGUUUCACUACAGCAAAUACAUCACCAUCAGGAGGAAGGCGGAGCUCGCUACGGCGCUCUGCCUAUCAGAGAGACAGGUGAAGAUCUGGUUCCAGAACCGCCGGGCCAAGGAGCGCAAGAUCAACAAGAAGAAGCUCCAGCAGCCGGCCUCGUCCACGACCACGGCCACGCCUCCCAACGGCACCAACGGCAGCGGCGGCGGAGGAGGAGCCGGCCUCCACGGAAGCGGCGGUGGCGGCAGCAGCAGCAUCGCCAUGGUAACGAGCAGCAGCAGCAGUAGCAACGGGCUGGUGUCUCCUUCCUCUCUGCCUUUAAACAUCAAAGAGGAAUACUGA